AUGACUCAGGAGGGGGUCAAACCUACUUACCCAAACCCCAAAUCGCUCCCCCCUUCCCCCCGUGGCCUUCUGGGAGCUCAGACCUCAUCUCUGUCUCUAGAUGAUGCCAGGUCCCUCGGCUCCAGCAUGGCGUCCCCUCGGAACACCAGCCGCAGGAAGAGAACCAGUUUUUCCAAAGAGCACGUGGAGCUGCUCAAGGCCACGUUUGAGACCGACCCGUACCCCGGGAUCAGCCUCCGGGAGAGUCUGUCCCAAACCACCGGCCUACCAGAGUCUCGCAUCCAGGUCUGGUUUCAGAACAGAAGAGCCCGUACUCUGAAAUGUAAAGGUGCUAAAAAGUCCCUGUGGCAGUCUGACAGUCCGGUCCACGAUGCCCUCCUCACGCCUCACGUCACCAAACACGUCCCAACGACCUCCCAAGCGCCGCCGCCCGUCUUCGUGAAGGAGGAGCAGGGGGAGCCGUGCUUUUACAACCAGCGCCCCCCAGCUUACAGCACGCCCGUGUACAACCACAUGAAAAGCAGUCCCUCGUUUCCCGGCUACUGGUCUCAAAAUGUCCGCCAAACAUCCCCGGUCCCGCUGCAAUGGUCCAACGCAAACUUCGCCCAGAGUUCGUUCAUGCUCCCCGGGGUGUCCACCACGCCGGACACCCCCGAUUCUGGAUUUUGGGACAGUGCCAUGGACGUGAGCCCCCAGAUGAUCGGAGUUUAUGGGUAUUCACAGUUGGACGAUUCGUGGGGCACCGUGGCAGCAGAGACCCCCGCUCCGGCCGCACACGCCCCCCUCCCCGAACUGUCCCUGCAGGAGAUUCUGGGAGAGCUGGAGGAGGACUGGCUCGGGGGGGAGGAGAACAACCCCUUCUGCUGA
Boleophthalmus pectinirostris (great blue-spotted mudskipper) is the source of this 867-nucleotide messenger RNA. RefSeq names its product homeobox protein prophet of Pit-1-like. Gene Ontology annotation, molecular function: DNA binding. Bases 1 to 867 code for a protein of 288 amino acids. The transcript is spliced from 3 exons. NCBI's taxonomy places the organism in Eukaryota, Metazoa, Chordata, Actinopteri, Gobiiformes, Gobiidae. The record is from RefSeq and is a predicted model, not a curated record.